AUGAAUACUAAAUUACCAUAUUUUGUACUAACAAUUUUAAUAUCUUUUUCAUAUAGUAAAUCAGUUUCUUCAUUAAAUAAUGGAAGUUUUAAUAGUUAUAUUCCAAUAACAUGUGAUGAUGAUUCAUUUUAUUGUGAUAAUGGAACAUGUAUUCAAAGAUCAUGGUUAUGUGAUGGUGAAAAAGAUUGUGAAGAUGAAAGUGAUGAAAAAAAUUGUGAUACAUUAAAUCCAUCUGAUUUUUGUAAAAAUAAAAAUGAAUUCUUUUGUCAUAAAUCACUUGUAACUAAAUAUAGUGAUACAUCAAUGCAUCUUGGACAAUCAACUCAUUCAUUUAGAGAAAAAUAUUGUAUACCAAAAGAUUAUCAUUGUGAUGGACAUGAUGAUUGUGAAAAUGGUGAAGAUGAAAAAAAUUGUGAUGAUAAUAUUAAAUGUUCUGAUGGAACAUUUAAAUGUCCACAAUCUGAACAUGAUAAAUCAACAUGUGUUCCUGCUGCAUGGAAAUGUGAUGGUUCUCAAGAUUGUUUUGAUGGUUCUGAUGAAAGAAAUUGUACAAUGACACCAUUUUGUUUGGAUUCUCAAUUUUUAUGUCACAAUAAUCAAUGUAUCUAUAAAAAGUGGGUAUGUGAUGGUGAAAAAGAUUGUAAUGAUGGUAGUGAUGAAAUAAAUUGUAAAGAAGAUUGUAAUGUUGAAACACAUUUUAAAUGUAAAGAUGGUAGUCGUUGUUUACCAUUACAUUUACGCUGUGAUGGUGAUGCUGAUUGUAUUGAUCAUUCAGAUGAAAAUGAUUGCCAUUCUUUUAGUCCAAUUCAUACAAGAACAUGUACUAUUGGUGAAUUUCAAUGUGCUUCUAAUACACGGUGUAUUUCUGCAAGUUGGAGAUGUGAUGGUGAUGUUGAUUGUUCAGAUGGUAGUGAUGAAAAAGAUUGUGAAGAAAAAAUAUGUACUAUAGAUCAAAAAAAGUGUGAUAAUAUUUGUAGACCAAAAGAUUUAUGGUGUAAUGGAGUUGUUGAUUGUAAUGAUGGAAGUGAUGAAUUAAAUUGUAAAUUUCCACAUAAUAAUAUAACAGCUUGUAAUCCAACAACACAAUAUGAAUGUUCAGAGACACCAAAAAUGUGCAUACAUUAUGAGGACUUAUGCAAAGAUGAUUCCUCAUCUAAUAAUUGUAUAAUAUCAAUAUGUAAUAAACAAAUACAUUCAUGUAAAAAAGACUCACCAAAUUGUCAAUGUCGUGAUACAAAAUUUAAUGGUUCAAUAUGUUAUUGUAAAAAAGGUUUUGAACUUCGAAAUGAAUUUUGUGUUGAUAUAAAUGAAUGUAAUAAUGAAGGAACUUGUGAUCAAAUUUGUUAUAAUGAACCAGGAUCAUAUAAAUGUGAUUGUUAUCAUGGAUUUCAAUUGGUACCUGUAGAUAAUAAAACAAUUAUUCCUCAUAAAUGUCGUGCUUCUGGUUCAGAUCCUUUAUUAUUAUUAACAAAUCGUGCUUCUAUUAGACAAUAUGAUAUGACAAAACAUAUUGUAUCACCAUUAAUUUCAUCACUUAAAUCAGCUGUUGCAAUGGAUUAUUGGCAUAAAAAUGGUAUUGUAACAUGGUCUGAUUUAGUUAAUGAACAUAUUAUGUCAUGUCAAAUGGAUCAUAAAGAACCUGUUUAUAAUAUAAGUAAAUGUACUGAUGGAAAUGGAACAAUUCUUGUUAAAAAUGUUACUAAUGCUGAUGGUUUAGCUGUUGAUUGGGUACAUGGUCUUUUAUUUUGGACUGAUUCUAUUAAAAAACAUAUAAGUGUUGUUGAUAUUAAAACUGGUAAAAGUAAAAUUCUUUUUAAUACAUCAUUAGAUGAACCAAGAGCUAUUGCAGUUGAUCCUGCUUCUGGUUUACUUUUUUGGACAGAUUGGGGUAGACAUGCAAAAAUUGAACGCGCUGGAAUGGAUGGAAAUCAUAGAACAGUUAUUGCAUCAGGUGAACAUAUAAAAUGGCCAAAUGGUUUAACUUUAGAUAUUCUUGAUAAAAGAAUUUAUUUUGCUGAUGCAAAAGUUAAAUCAAUUUCUUCAAUGGAUUAUUGGGGUAAUAAUUUACGUACAGUUAUUCAUUCACAUGAAAAACUUAAACAUCCAUUUUCUUUAGCUGUAUUUGAAGAGAAAUUAUAUUGGAGUGAUUGGGAUAGAGAUGGUAUUGUUAGUGCUAAUAAAUUUAGUGGAUCAGAUGUCACUGAAGUUUUAAAACAUGUAUCAACACCAAUGACAGUUAGAAUUUUUCAUGAAGCUGUACAACCAGAUCAUCCAGAUAAAUGUCAAUCACAUAUAUGUUCAGGUAUAUGUUUACCUAAAGCUCAUUAUCGUACUGAUAUUGAAGAUCAAAAAAAAAUUCAUGAUGAAUUACCAUAUUCAUGUGUUUGUGAUGAUGGAUCAAUUCUUAUUAAUGAAGUAUGUGUAUUAAAUCAUGCUGUUUCUGAUUUUAUAAAAGAUUCAACAAAAGGAAAAACAUCAACAAUUGUCAUAUUUAUUCUUCUUACAGGUGCUAUUGGAAUUAUUGGGUAUACAGUAUACUCACGUCGCAAGCGUCCAGUAAACCAAUUUGUUAGAUUUAGUAAUCCAGUAUACAGAACAACAAUUGAAGAUGGAUCCCAUGAUAUGGAUGAAAUAAAUGAUCGUGCAAUUGUUAAUAUCACAAGAACUCUUCCAAAUACAACAAACUCAUUAGUUGAUAAUACAAUUGAUCAAUCUAAUGUAAAUCCUUCACUUUCCUUUUCUAACCCAACAUUUGGUACUAAUCGCGAAUAG
Molecule: messenger RNA, 2772 nt
Organism: Strongyloides ratti
Lineage: Eukaryota; Metazoa; Nematoda; Chromadorea; Rhabditida; Strongyloididae
Product: LDLR class B repeat and Epidermal growth factor-like domain and EGF-like calcium-binding domain and Low-density lipoprotein (LDL) receptor class A repeat and Six-bladed beta-propeller, TolB-like domain-containing protein
Exons: 3
Coding region: 1-2772 (923 amino acids)
Molecular function (GO): calcium ion binding; protein binding
Source: RefSeq, a predicted model, not a curated record